Hibiscus syriacus is the source of this 1309-nucleotide messenger RNA. RefSeq names its product transcription factor bHLH79-like. The transcript is spliced from 6 exons. The record is from RefSeq and is a predicted model, not a curated record. Bases 174 to 1028 code for a protein of 284 amino acids. Lineage: Eukaryota; Viridiplantae; Streptophyta; Magnoliopsida; Malvales; Malvaceae. Gene Ontology annotation, biological process: regulation of DNA-templated transcription. Gene Ontology annotation, molecular function: DNA-binding transcription factor activity; protein dimerization activity. Gene Ontology annotation, cellular component: nucleus.
CUUUCACCAAUAAAGCUUAAAACCUUUUUCUCUCCUCUUCCAUUCCCCAAAAACCCAAACCUUAACCUGUUAACCCCCCCCCCCUUUUUCACAUUUUCGAAAGAGCCCAUUUCGGAUCCAAGACCCGAAUCCAAACCCCACUCCGUUUUUUUCAUGAAAAGGAAUCCUUCAUUAUGGAUCCUCCAUUGAUCAAUGAGACGUCUUUUUCAGCAGCGAAUCCUUCAGCUUACAGCCUUUCUGAGAUUUGGCCUUUCCCAAUCAACCCAGGCUCCGACCCGACAGUUGCAGCUGGACGUGGGUUGGGGGCCCGAAUGGGUAAUUUGGGCGGGUUUGGGGAGACUUCGGGUCUUAGAGAUGGGUCCAUGGAGGAAUCUACUGUGACUGAGCAGAGUGUUGGAUGUGGAGGUGGGAGAAAAAGGAAGGAAUUGAACUCUGAAGAUGAGUCUUCCAAGAUUGUUUCUACUACUACCAGUGCGAAUGAAUUGAAUGAUUCGAAUGGAAAACGGAUGAAGACACCGGGUGCAAAGAAUGGAACUGCUGGUCCUAAAGCUGAGGUGGAGGCGAGUUCCGAUGAGGGUGGCAGGCUAGAACUGAAUAAUAAACCUGCCAAACCGCCUAAGCAAGACUAUAUUCAUGUCAGAGCUAGAAGGGGUCAAGCAAUUGAUAGCCAUAGUUUGGCUGAGAGAGCCAGGAGAGAGCGGAUUAGCGAGAGGAUGAAGAUUCUUCAGGAUCUGGUCCCUGGAUGCAACAAGGUCAUUGGGAAGGCACUUGUCCUUGAUGAGAUUAUUAAUUACAUCCAGUCACUGCAGCAACAAGUUGAGUUCUUGUCAUUGAAACUCGAAACAGUUAAUUCAAGGAGAAACAUGAAUCCUAGCUUGGAAAGCUUUCAUUCAAAGGAUCUUGGUUUGCAGCCAAUUGAUGGUGCUGGAAUGAUAUUUGGCUCACAAGCAGCAAGGGAAUAUGCUCAGGGAUCACAACCAGAGUGGUUGCAGAUGCACGUAGGCGGGAACUUCGAAAGAGCGACGUAAUUCGGAGAACCCUUGCUUGCUUACACAGCAACAAGAACAAGAACAAUCUGUUUGUUGUCUUUUCGAUUAAAGGAGGGAAAAAAUUGUGACUGGUUUACAUGUGUUGCGGAAAAUGUGUCAUAAAUGUGGACUAGUGUUGCUAAAUUUGUAGUGUCACAUAUCUUGUAGAAAAUGCAUCUAACCUGUUAUGUGUUCUCCAUCUGACUAGAUUCAGACAACUCCAUUGUAUCAGUUACUUGACAAAAUCUACCGAAUUUCAGCCAUGUUCUUGUGGUUUAUCC